UUAUUAAUCUGAUUAUUAUUUAAUAUUUUAUUUUUAUUUUUAAAGAUAACAUGACCUGUUAAAGGUUAAAUAAGUUAAUAAAAUUCAUAAUAAUGAAAAUUAGCACACAGUUUUUAUAUUAAACUAUACUCAAGUUGUAGUACUGAACCAACAACUGAUCAGACCCCAUGGCUCCGGCGGGCCCGUAAGCCCCACCAUCGGGUGCAAAAGGUGUGGGAGGUUGGAGGAGUGGUCCGUGGUGGUUCCGGUGGGUCAACUAUAUAGACAAAUUUGAAAAUGGUGCAUCUUUGUUCGUUUUUUAGUUGAGUUGACACGUCUCUUUCAUGUCGUCCGCAUAAAACUUUUAACAAUUGAUGUUUAAAACUUAAAGUUGAAGCAAUUCUUUAAAAAUAGGUUUUUAAAGUUAUAAUAAUAAAAAAAAUAUUAAUAUUAGGCCAUGUGUAGUCAUAAAGCCCCUGGGACGUUAUACGACAAGUGGCGGAUUGUGUAAAAGAGGGGCUUUAUAUAACUUGAGUGUGUAGUGGGGUUAUAUAUGUAUGGGCUUUAUAUAUAUAUGUAUGUAUAUGUGUGUGAGAGGGGAAAGAUUCAUCACGCUGUGAAAUGCAUCGCGCGACCUCCAACUUUCUCCCCCAUAGCGCCCGCCGUAGUGGUGUUGGCGGUGCUAUGGGGGUGCUAUACCCACUUUUGACAUGAUAUGGCGCCCCACUGCGGAUGCUCUUAGAUGAAUAUAAUGUUAUAACUGGGCUAUUAGCCGCUUUAACUUUUUUGAAGAAUUUAAAAAAAGGUCUUUAUAUGAAGUAUUUAUAAAUUAGGUCUUUUUUUAACAACAAACUUCUUUUAUUCUUUUCUGUUUGUGGGAUUUGAAUACAAAACAUUAAACGUUUUGCCUUUGCCAAUAAACCACUAACUCAUUGGUAUAAAUUAGGUCUUUAUAAAAGAAUUAUUUCAAAUUUAAAUCUUAAAUUAACAACAAUUAUAAAAAUGUUAGGCUAUUAAUGGUCUCACUUAUUCUCAUUAAAAAAGUCAUCUGCGCCAUAGACUUACACCAUCUUAAACCAUACGGAGUGGAGCGUGGUUUCCGGCGUAGAGGCCUUAACCACGCCUGCACAUCGGCCCGUGCUUGGCGUGGUUGAUGGCGUGGUGUUUUAGACAUUGGAUUCUUCACCGGCAUAGCGAAGCAGAUGGUGAUGAGGAUUACAAUGCAACGAUAUACCUAUACCGCACUCCAUAUUUGGUGGACAUAGUUAAACAAAGCAUAGGACGGGUUUUGCGUUUGGAUUCGAUAAAUGGAGGUGAUACAUGGAAGGAUAUGGAUGUGCUCGUGUUCAACUCGUGGCAUUGGUGGACUCACACUGGCAAUAUGCAACCAUUUGAUUACAUACAAGACGGGUCGACUAUCUCAAAAGAUAUGGACCGCCUAGCGGCAUACUACAAGGGUAUGUCCACAUGGGGCAAAUGGGUCGACCUUAACGUGAACCCAUCGAAGACCAAAGUGUUUUUCCAAGGGAUAUCGCCUACACAUUACAUGGGAAAGGAAUGGGGAUCAUCAUCAAGAAACUGUUAUGGAGAAUUACAACCGGUAGAAGGAUCAUCAUACCCAACGGGUUUACCCGAAGCUCAAGUGGUUUUAAACAAAGUUUUAAGUAGCAUAAAGAAACCAGUCACGUUGCUUGAUGUUACCACGCUCUCUCAAUUAAGAAAGGAUGCACAUCCGUCAACUUAUGGUGACACAGGCGUCGAUUGUAGCCAUUGGUGUGUUCCUGGGUUACCCGAUACAUGGAACCAACUCAUGUACGCAUCAUUCCUCAACUGAUAAAUCGGUAAAUUUGCACCAUAGACGAUUUAUUUUUAUACACAAGGAAUACAAUUUUACAUUAAGAUUUGUAAGAUGGUUCAUUUGUAAAGCUUAUGGACAAGAUUUGCAAUGGAACACAAUAAAGCCUAAAACAAAAGUUAUAUUGUGACAUAUGUAGUUGUUUUUUCACUUAAUGUUGAAUAUUCGGUUAGUUGAAGUA
Helianthus annuus (common sunflower) is the source of this 2015-nucleotide messenger RNA. Its product is annotated as protein trichome birefringence-like 38. Gene Ontology annotation, molecular function: O-acetyltransferase activity. The record is from RefSeq and is a predicted model, not a curated record. The transcript has 4 exons. Lineage: Eukaryota; Viridiplantae; Streptophyta; Magnoliopsida; Asterales; Asteraceae. Bases 1133 to 1813 code for a protein of 226 amino acids. Gene Ontology annotation, cellular component: Golgi apparatus.